Messenger RNA from Fulvia fulva, 720 nucleotides. RefSeq names its product Oxidase ustYa. The coding region runs from base 1 to 720 and encodes 239 amino acids. The transcript has 3 exons. Lineage: Eukaryota; Fungi; Ascomycota; Dothideomycetes; Mycosphaerellales; Mycosphaerellaceae. The record is from RefSeq and is a predicted model, not a curated record. Gene Ontology annotation, biological process: mycotoxin biosynthetic process.
AUGGCAGUCGCGCGUCCAGAGAGUUGCGAGGCAUGGGAGCGCAAGCUCCUGCUCGAAGCCAACCACACCCAAGAUGCCGUGUUGAAGGAGCAGCAGCAGGGACACCAAGAGAAGAGCUCGAGCAGCGUCAUUGUGGCCAUUGCGCUGCUGUUCCUCUCUACCGUGCUCGCCACCACCCUCGCUGCCGUACUAGCCUGGAAGUUGCAGCACGCGUGCCACCCGCAGGCCGUCGCGUGGUUGCCUCCAGACGUAGCUCGCGACCAAGUCUUCAAAUAUCAACCCAUAUUCGGCGGUGGUCUUAGCGAUGAGUCAGAGCAAGCCUGGACAAACUUGAUUCCAAAGGGCAAGGGUUUCGUGCACAUCAACAACGAGAGCCCCUUGGUUCCAGCCCCCGGCCUCAACUUGUCGCUGCCGCAUCAGCGCGCUAUGGUGGCUGUCUUCCAUCAAAUGCAUUGUCUCUACAUGACUCGGAGCUCCUACUUCUCUGCCCGCGCUGGAAACUUCGACGACAUCCGUCCCGAGCAUUUGUCGCAUUGCUGGGACUACUUGCGACAAACGCUCAUGUGUGCCAGCGACACGACCCUGGAGUGGGUGCCGGCUCCACCAAACGAUGGCGGAAGCACUGGAUGGGGCUAUCGGCAUCAAUGUAGAGAUUACGGAGCAGUAUAUACGUGGGCAGAGAAGCACCGCGUGACGGAUACAAAGAGGAUCCAUACCUAA